UCUUUUUUGCCUCUACCUUCUUCUUCCUUUUCACAUCUUCUCCUUGAUCCUAAUUUUAGAGAGAGAGAGUGAGAGUGAAGGCUGCCGCCUAUCGCCAUCCCGGCCCCGCCCUCGCUGCCGCGACCCAUCGCCACCGCCCUGCCCUCUCUGCCGCCACCGGUCGCUGCCUUCCCGCCCCUUCCUUCCGCCACUCAUCGCUGCCGCCCCGCCCCUUGCUCAGGUCUUCCUCUAUAUGUAUCAGAGUCCUUGGCUGUUACUGCAUGCGAGUGUCGGGCAGGAGAGAGAAAGAGAGACGGAUAUUGUGAUCAAGUAUCGCUGUGAGAAGGGGAUAAAAAAAUGGCUUUGCAAGAACAAUUGAAUAGGUUCAAGAAGCAGCAAGAGAAGUGUCAAACAACAUUAACAAGCAUUGCUGCCAAAUCAGGAGUAGGAACGCAUAAAGCAACUGUAACUCCAAAAGUCGUACCUGCAGCACCAAUAGUUCCAAGGCCUCCUGCUGUCAAAUUUUCGAAUGAUACAGAAAGGCUUCAACAUAUCAAUAGUAUACGAAAAGGUCCUGUUGGUGCUCAGAUCAAGCGUGUUAUUGACCUGCUUUUUGAGACAAGGCAAGGUUAUACACCAGAGCAAAUAAAUGAGGCAUGCUAUGUUGACGCCAACUCCAACAAAGCCGUCUUUGACAGUUUGAGGAACAACCCGAAAGUGCAUUAUGAUGGGAAGCGCUUCUCUUACAAGUCCAAGCACGAUUUGAAGGACAAGAAGCAGCUACUUCACAAAAUAAGGGAAUUCAAGGAGGGCAUUGCCGUCAUUGAUCUUAAGGAUGCGUACCCAACUGUGAUAGAGGAUAUACAGGCACUGAAAGCUAGUGGCGAUAUUUGGUUGCUGUCAAAUUUCGAUUCACAAGAGGAUAUCGCAUAUCCAAAUGAUCCGAGGGCUGUAAUUAAAGUGGACGAUGACAUUAAGGUGAAAUUCCGACAAAUAGAACUGCCACGUGAUAUGCUGGACAUUGAGAAGGAUCUUCAGAAGAACGGGAUGAAGCCUGCAACAAACACAACAAAGAGGAGAGCAGCAGCGCAGGUACAGGGCAUUACCGCGAAGCCAAAAACAAAGAAGAAGACGAAAGAAAUCAGCAAGAAGACUAAGCUUACAAAUGCACAUCUUCCAGAGCUAUUCCAACACCUUCAUUAAUAGAGCUUACGAUUUAAAUUUGGAUGAGAUGGUUAUUUAAGAGGUUGCAGAAGGAUACAGCGAGUGCCGUUCAUGUAUUUUUGGGGCCAAUAAUCCUUUGGGUAUUUCUCAUUAUAAUGCAAGAAAAAUUAUGCCUCGUUGCUAGAGCAACUCCAUUUGCAUAUAUAAAUUGUUUUGUUUAAUGUAACAAUAUUUGUCAAAAUAUGUUAUCUUUUGAUUGGAACCAUUAUUUUCCCCUUAAA
Messenger RNA from Mercurialis annua (annual mercury), 1424 nucleotides. RefSeq lists its product as uncharacterized. Gene Ontology annotation, biological process: transcription initiation at RNA polymerase II promoter. Bases 337 to 1182 code for a protein of 281 amino acids. The record is from RefSeq and is a predicted model, not a curated record. The transcript has 6 exons. Gene Ontology annotation, cellular component: transcription factor TFIIE complex. NCBI's taxonomy places the organism in Eukaryota, Viridiplantae, Streptophyta, Magnoliopsida, Malpighiales, Euphorbiaceae.